CUGACUGGUCAUUCCACUUGGUGUGUUGCAGACUUCACGAAAUGAAACUGUGGGUUUGUGUUUUUUCCCCCUGCCAUUAAAAUAAUUCAUAAUAGCAGAUGUCAUCACUCCCAAAAAAAAUGAGUGACGGAUGAAAAGAUUUCAUCAGUUAUUUCUGGCAGUUGGAGUCCUCUUGAAAAGGGGAACCCAGGGGUAAAACUGACACUAUUCAGUAAUCACUCAAGAAAUCCAUACUUUGACAGAAGAGGAAGCUACUGUACAAUCAAAAAAAUGAGCAAAAAUACCAACUUUCGACACCACAAGAUGGGUGGCCAUGAUGCAGAAGAGCUGAAGAACUUCUGGGAAAAAGUCAUCGAAAAGCAAACUAAGCAACGAGAAGGUGAAGAGUCUAGGUUAAGCAAAAGUGCCCUGAACAAGCUCCGCCACGAAUGGACUCUGCAGCUGGAAGGCCGAGCAAGGCAGGUCCAGGCGCACACAAAAACACAGAAAGGACAGAUGACGCUGCUGCCCAUCGAAGCUCUUCCCUCACCAGAUAAAACCGCUGGUUGAAGUUACUGUGAAAAAAACAGGAAGCAUCAGGCCUGACUCUGACCUUCUGCAUUCACCUAUAAACCAGCAGUUAUGCUGCUGGACAAGCAAAAGGUCAGAAUCUGGCCAUUUUCCAGACUGCUUAUUGGAGCUACUAAUAAAGUCCUACUGAAAUUCAGUGCAAGAAUAAGGCCAAAGUAAAUGAUCUUGGAAAAAAUGCAAAGGGAUAGAUGAGAAGCAGACACCCUUAAUUCUCCAUGAUAUAUUAUUACUGCAAUGCAGUAGGACUUUCUUAUGUAACUCUGUAUUUCCAAGUGACAACGACAUAUUUGUAGAAAAGAGGAUCACUUAUUUAAUAGCAAUAAUACAUUCAGACGGCUGCAUGCAAAAUUGCGCAUUUCCAUUUACAGAGCUCACAGAGUCUGGCUUAAUGCAGAUAGAAGAUGUUCUGCCUGUCUUGAUGAGCCACAGUGAAGGGAAUUAAGGAUUAGUCUGAUCAGCUCGACAGAAGGAGAAAUGUAUUCUUUAAUGAAAUCGGGGGGAAAAAAAGAAUGAGCUUUUCUGAUCAACAUAUAAGAAAAUUUACAGAUCUUAAUCAUUAAAUGAGCAGAGGAAAGGAUUUUCACUUUCAUGGGGGAAGUAAGACUCCUGAGGUUAUUAUGAACAAGUCUGAGAAAUGUCAGAGCAAGUGACUAUGAAAGGAAGCCUGAAAUAAAACGCAGUGAAUCAGUUCAUCAUAACAGCACGGGAAUGCUUUGCAAGGUAUCGCUUGCUAUACCUGGUGUGCACUAAUCCAGAUACUUGCUGCAUUUCAUCUUCUUCUAGGUCAGGUAAAGUACAGGGAAGAGUAACAAAACACAGGGUAAUAAUAGUGUCUUCUGUUUACCUAUAUAUCUGAGCGUUUAAAUACUGUAUUGCUUUUGAAAACGUACUUGUUAUCUCUUCAGUUAAUUUCUUCAAUAAGCAAGAGAAGAGUCAUAAAUCUAAACAACUAUUUUUCUCUAACAAUAUUGAGCCAGGUGGAAUUUUACCUUGCAUCUUUGUUUAUACUGAAGAAGUAGAUAGGAAUACAAUUGAUAAAUUUUGAAAGAAAACAAAAAUUAAAACAUUUUGACUCAAUAUAAAUACCUUUUUAUCCUUUUAAAACAACAUUUCAUUAAAACCACAAAAUUUUACAGAAUGUUCCCACCUUUUCAUAGGGACAUUCUCCCACAGAAAAAGAAAAAAAAAGAAAAAGUCACAAAAAUGUUGUUAUCCCAUGAAGGAUUAAAACAAUUAAAACCUUGCAAAAUGUUCUUUGGUUAUUGAAAACUGGAAGGAGUGUAGAAUCAGUCUCUUUUCAUAUAAACCAACCCAAAAAGCAAUUGUUUCUUCUAGUGUUUGUUUUUGUUUUGUUUUUUUCAUUAGGGAAGCAAUGCUGAAAAAUAAUAAAGUUGUAGCUGUUUUUUCCUUUGCAGACUGGUCUCUUUCCUCUGU
Molecule: messenger RNA, 2004 nt
Organism: Columba livia (rock pigeon)
Lineage: Eukaryota; Metazoa; Chordata; Aves; Columbiformes; Columbidae
Product: protein FAM240B-like
Exons: 3
Coding region: 271-549 (92 amino acids)
Source: RefSeq, a predicted model, not a curated record